GAGUGAUUAGUGGGUUUGAAAAGCGAACCGUGGCUCGGCCUCAUUUCCCGCUCUGGUUCAGGCGCAGGAGGAAGUGUUUUGCUGGAGGAUGAUGACAGAGGUCAGGCUUCGCUAAUGGGCCAGUGAGGAGCGGUGGAGGCGAGGCCGGGCGCCGGCACACACACAUUAACACACUUGAGCCAUCACCAAUCAGCAUAGGAAUCUGAGAAUUGCUCUCACACACCAACCCAGCAACAUCCGUGGAGAAAACUCUCACCAGCAACUCCUUUAAAACACCGUCAUUUCAAACCAUUGUGGUCUUCAAGCAACAACAGCAGCACAAAAAACCCCAACCAAACAAAACUCUUGACAGAAGCUGUGACAACCAGAAAGGAUGCCUCAUAAAGGGGGAAGACUUUAACUAGGGGCGCGCAGAUGUGUGAGGCCUUUUAUUGUGAGAGUGGACAGACAUCCGAGAUUUCAGAGCCCCAUAUUCGAGCCCCGUGGAAUCCCGCGGCCCCCAGCCAGAGCCAGCAUGCAGAACAGGGAGGGCGGAGUUCAGCGGCGGAAAUAAAGCGAGCAGUGGCUGGUGCGAACCGACUCCCGGCUCUAAGCCUUACUUGCGGUGGCCGGACUUGUCUGUGGCUGAAGCCGAGCCCGGGUUCUGACUCUCACGUCUGCACUGGAGGUCACAGCGGAGUGAAUCAGCUCGGUGGUGUCUUUGUCAACGGGCGGCCACUGCCGGACUCCACCCGGCAGAAGAUUGUAGAGCUAGCUCACAGCGGGGCCCGGCCGUGCGACAUUUCCCGAAUUCUGCAGGUGUCCAACGGAUGUGUGAGUAAAAUUCUGGGCAGGUAUUACGAGACUGGCUCCAUCAGACCCAGGGCAAUCGGUGGUAGUAAACCGAGAGUAGCGACUCCAGAAGUUGUAAGCAAAAUAGCCCAGUAUAAGCGGGAGUGCCCGUCCAUCUUUGCUUGGGAAAUCCGAGACAGAUUAUUGUCCGAGGGGGUCUGUACCAACGAUAACAUACCAAGUGUGUCAUCAAUAAACAGAGUUCUUCGCAACCUGGCUAGCGAAAAGCAACAGAUGGGCGCAGACGGCAUGUAUGAUAAACUAAGGAUGUUGAACGGGCAGACCGGAAGCUGGGGCACCCGCCCUGGUUGGUAUCCGGGGACUUCGGUGCCAGGGCAACCUACGCAAGAUGGCUGCCAGCAACAGGAAGGAGGGGGAGAGAAUACCAACUCCAUCAGUUCCAACGGAGAAGAUUCAGAUGAGGCUCAAAUGCGACUUCAGCUGAAGCGGAAGCUGCAAAGAAAUAGAACAUCCUUUACCCAAGAGCAAAUUGAGGCCCUGGAGAAAGAGUUUGAGAGAACCCAUUAUCCAGAUGUGUUUGCCCGAGAAAGACUAGCAGCCAAAAUAGAUCUACCUGAAGCAAGAAUACAGGUAUGGUUUUCUAAUCGAAGGGCCAAAUGGAGAAGAGAAGAAAAACUGAGGAAUCAGAGAAGACAGGCCAGCAACACACCUAGUCAUAUUCCUAUCAGCAGUAGUUUCAGCACCAGUGUCUACCAACCAAUUCCACAACCCACCACACCUGUUUCCUCCUUCACAUCUGGCUCCAUGUUGGGCCGAACAGACACAGCCCUCACAAACACCUACAGCGCUCUGCCGCCUAUGCCCAGCUUCACCAUGGCAAAUAACCUGCCUAUGCAACCCCCAGUCCCCAGCCAGACCUCCUCAUACUCCUGCAUGCUGCCCACCAGCCCUUCGGUGAAUGGGCGGAGUUAUGAUACCUACACCCCCCCACAUAUGCAGACACACAUGAACAGUCAGCCAAUGGGCACCUCGGGCACCACUUCAACAGGACUCAUUUCCCCUGGUGUGUCAGUUCCAGUUCAAGUUCCCGGAAGUGAACCUGAUAUGUCUCAAUACUGGCCAAGAUUACAGUAAAAAAAAAAAAAAAAAAAAAGGAAAGGAAAUAUUGUGUUAGUUCAGUCAGUGACUAUGGGGACACAACAGUUGAGCUUUCAGGAAAGAAAGAAAAAUGGCUGUUAGAGCCGCUUCAGUUCUACAAUUGUGUCCUGUAUUGUACCACUGGGGAAGGAAUGGACUUGAAACAAGGACCUUUGUAUACAGAAGGCACGAUAUCAGUUGGAACGAAUCUUCAUUUUGGUAUCCAAACUUUUAUUCAUUUUGGUGUAUUAUUUGUAAAUGGGCAUUUGUAUGUUAUAAUGAAAAAAAGAACAAUGUAGACUGGAUGGAUGUUUGAUCUGUGUUGGUCAUGAAGUUGUUUUUUUUUUUUUAAAAAAGAAAACCAUGAUCAACAAGCUUUGCCACGAAUUUAAGAGUUUUAUCAAGAUAUAUUGAAUACUUCUACCCAUCUGUUCAUAGUUUAUGGACUGAUGUUCCAAGUUUGUAUCAUUCCUUUGCAUAUAAUUAAACCUGGAACAACAUGCACUAGAUUUAUGUCAGAAAUAUCUGUUGGUUUUCCAAAGGUUGUUAACAGAUGAAGUUUAUGUGCAAAAAAGGGUAAGAUAUACAUUCAAGGAAGAAAAAAAGUUGGUAGCUAAAAGGUAGAGUGUGUCUUCGAUAUAAUCCAAUUUGUUUUAUGUCAAAAUGUAAGUAUUUGUCUUCCCUAGAAAUCCUCAGAAUGAUUUCUAUAAUAAAGUUAAUUUCAUUUAUAUUUGACAAGAAUAUAGAUGUUUUAUACACAUUUUCAUGCAAUCACACGUUUCUUUUUUGGCCAGCAAAAGUUAAUUGUUCUUAGAUAUAGUUGUAUUACUGUUCACGGUCCAAUCAUUUUGUGCAUCUAGAGUUCAUUCCUAAUCAAUUAAAAGUGCUUGCAAGAGUUUUAAA
Messenger RNA from Gorilla gorilla gorilla (western lowland gorilla), 2832 nucleotides. It is a transcript of the gene PAX6, whose product is annotated as paired box 6. Gene Ontology annotation, molecular function: DNA-binding transcription factor activity, RNA polymerase II-specific; RNA polymerase II cis-regulatory region sequence-specific DNA binding. NCBI's taxonomy places the organism in Eukaryota, Metazoa, Chordata, Mammalia, Primates, Hominidae. Gene Ontology annotation, biological process: anatomical structure development; regulation of transcription by RNA polymerase II. Bases 415 to 1926 code for a protein of 503 amino acids. The record is from RefSeq and is a predicted model, not a curated record. The transcript is spliced from 14 exons.